Arabidopsis lyrata subsp. lyrata is the source of this 1842-nucleotide messenger RNA. Its product is annotated as NAC domain-containing protein 37. Lineage: Eukaryota; Viridiplantae; Streptophyta; Magnoliopsida; Brassicales; Brassicaceae. Gene Ontology annotation, biological process: regulation of DNA-templated transcription. Gene Ontology annotation, molecular function: DNA binding. Bases 544 to 1641 code for a protein of 365 amino acids. The transcript has 4 exons. The record is from RefSeq and is a predicted model, not a curated record.
UCGACUAUUAAUUUAUAGAAAUUUUACUAUAUAUUAUAUAUCUAUUGAUUAAUUAUGGUAUAAAUCAAACCAUAAUUACAGUGCUCACAUUUUUUGCGACUCUAAAUCAGAAUCAUCUAAUCUUAUUAAGCAUAUAACAACCAACUCAUAUAUAACUCUUUAGAUUGAGGAUUUAGGUUAAUUCAUAAAUAUAUACAUGCGUUAGGUAAGAAAAGAAAAGAAAAUGAGAGUACAUAAAUAAAUAAAACAGGGGAAGCUAAAAAAGAGAAAAAAAAAAUAGAAAUAAACAAGAGGAGAGUGUGAUGUAAAUGAAUGGGGACAUGGUGAAGGCCACGCGCAAUGGAGCGGUCCACACUCUCUCCUCCUCACCUUUAUAUUCACCAAAUCGGAUCGUCUUUCUCCUUAAUUCAGUCCUCUUCUUCUUCUUCUUCUCUUCACCACUGCUCUCUUCUUUCUAGCUCCCAUAUUGAUAAUUAAGUUGUUCUCACCACCAUUGAUCUUCCUAGGUUUUGUUUUUGUUUCCGUCACAUACUCGAAGAAAUAAUGGAGUCAAUGGAAUCUUGUAGCGUUCCUCCUGGAUUCAGGUUCCAUCCGACUGACGAAGAGCUUGUCGGUUACUAUCUAAGGAAGAAAAUCGCAUCGCAAAAGAUUGAUCUCGAUGUGAUCAGAGACAUUGAUCUCUACAGAAUCGAACCAUGGGAUCUACAAGAGCAAUGUCGAAUCGGAUAUGAAGAGCAAAAUGAAUGGUAUUUUUUUAGUCACAAGGACAAAAAAUAUCCAACGGGGACAAGAACUAAUAGAGCGACCAUGGCUGGAUUUUGGAAAGCCACGGGAAGAGACAAAGCUGUUUACGACAAAACAAAACUAAUUGGAAUGAGGAAAACACUUGUGUAUUACAAAGGACGUGCUCCUAAUGGCCAGAAAUCCGAUUGGAUCAUGCAUGAGUACCGGCUCGAGUCAGAUGAGAAUGCACCGCCCCAGGAAGAAGGAUGGGUGGUUUGUAGAGCAUUCAAGAAAAGAGCUACCGGGCAAGCCAAGAACACGGAAACUUGGACCUCAAGUUACUUCUAUGAUGAAGUCGCAUCGAAUGGCGUUAACUCGUUUACGGACCCGAUUGAUUACAUAUCUAAGCAGCAACAUAAACUUUUUGGAAAAGGUUUGAUGUGUAAGCAAGAACUAGAAGGAAUGGUUGACGGUCUAAACUAUAUGCAAUCAAAUCAAUUCAUUCAGCUCCCGCAACUCCAAAGUCCUUCUCUCCCGCUGAUGAAAAGGCCUUCGAGCUCGAUGUCCAUAACAUCAAUGGACAACCAUUGUAACUACAAAACCCCAUCAGAGGAUGAAGAAAGCUUCGAGUCAUUAAUAAGCCGAGAGAAUAAAAGAAAGAAGAAAAAGCAAGUAAUGAUGACGGGAGAUUGGAGAGAGUUAGAUAAGUUUGUUGCUUCACAACUUAUGAGCCAAGAAGAUAAUGGAACUUCAGGUUUCGCAGGUCAUCAUAUAGCUAAUGAAGAUAAAAACAAGAAUGAUGUGGAGAUUGAUUCGUCGAUGUUUUUGAACGAGAGAGAAGAAGAGAACAGGUUCAUCAGUGAGUUCUUGAGUACAAACUCGGAUUAUGAUAUUGGGAUUUGCGUAUUUGAUAAUUGAAUGAACUACAUAGAUGGCUAGAUGCCAUGGUGAGAUGUGUUGGUACGUUGCCUUAAACUUAAUAUGAAAUUAUUAAUUAACAGUAUAACUUAUUUUAAAAAGAUAUAUAUAUAUAUAUGGUUACCAUAUCUAGUUUUAUGAAAAGAAUGCGUUAGGGUUGUGAAUGAGUGAGGAUAUGAAUGUAUAUUACGUUACGUACUA